Molecule: messenger RNA, 255 nt
Organism: Knipowitschia caucasica
Lineage: Eukaryota; Metazoa; Chordata; Actinopteri; Gobiiformes; Gobiidae
Source: the annotation of a GenBank genome assembly
AUGGUCCAAUUGCAUUCACAGGCGCUGGGCGGUCGCCGGCGAAGAAGGAGGGGGGUGGAGCAAGAUAAAGACGGGGAGAAACAGUGGGCAGUCAGAGUGGCAAUUAAUCACAAGAAGGAUGACAAAAAGGUCACGCAGGUCGGAGUGAAGGAGCAGGUGAAGGCAAGGGACAAGACGGAUGAUGACUGGGGUAGACUCUUGUGCCAGAACGCUCCUGCCAUGCUAAAGACCCCAGAUGCCUCGGAUUGUAUGUAA